Molecule: messenger RNA, 1361 nt
Organism: Annulohypoxylon maeteangense
Lineage: Eukaryota; Fungi; Ascomycota; Sordariomycetes; Xylariales; Hypoxylaceae
Exons: 3
Coding region: 183-1031 (282 amino acids)
Source: RefSeq, a predicted model, not a curated record
UCAAUCGUGGCUGUGUAGGUAAUCAUGGCAUCAGGUAGAUACUAAAGGGCAAAUCCCACCACAAGCAAUUUCAAUAUAAAGACUUCAAUAUGUCGUCUCAGAAUCUUCUCAGACAUUCCAAGAAUUUACAGAGGUCUUUGGUAUAAUCACAACAUCAAGCAGUAAACCGACCCGUCAACAAAAUGGGAAACCCGACAGAAGCAGACUUCACCUACGAAGGCAGCACCGCGCCACCUCCUUACGCCCCGGCGAACACCCACACAGAGUCAGACACGCCGGCGUACCAAGCCGUAACGGGGGAAGGCAGCUCCGGUGUCUCGGGAGUGACGAACAAGAUCCCACAAUUCCUCAACGCCUACUUCCCACCUCUCACGAAAUGGUCGCGGAUGAUGUAUCUAGGCGAACACGCCGAGCAACCGUUCUUUGCCGUCACUACGCACACGGGGCUCUCGGGGAAACCGAUGCUAGAGAUGCACGCAGGGCCGACCGGCUCCGAACCUAUUAUCGCGACAGCCGGGGCCCAGAGCCGGUUUUGCAGCGGCAAGACCACCGUCGUCAAGUUGAUCCCCGGCGGCGGCUAUCUUGAGAGCUCGACCGAAACCACAACCUUCAACGUAAAAGAGACUUACGUUAAGCGCCAUGUGACCUACCCGUUUUCCAUCGAAGUCGGGCUCGGGAAGGAUACUCGGGUUGAAAAUUUUGAGUGGCGCGGCAGUAGCGGCGAGGAGGUUAAGGGGCUUGAUAAGAGCUCGUGGAGGGGCUACAAGUUAGUCAGGCUAGGAAGCGAUUCCCUGGGCCCCGGCGGCGAAAGGGCGUCGCGGUCAACGGGCGCUUCGAGCGAUGGCAAGGAGGUCGUUGCGGUGUACACGGCGAACGGAAGCUUCAGCAGAAAUAAGGUGUUCAAGUUCCAGUUCCUCGAGAGCGGGGCUACAGGUGUGUUGGGUGAGAAGUUUGCUCUCGCGGCGGUUAUCACGGCUUCGAAGAUCGGGUACAUGGAAUUUAUCGUCACGCAAUCUGCCGCUGCAUCAUGAAGGUAUCAUUUUAGGCGGGGCGGGGUUUGGGUUGUGUACUGCACAGUAUUGUAUGCAUUGUUAGGCGCUUUCGGUUGCUGGGAUAAGCGGGACUCAACGAUGAAUCGCAUCAUAUGGAUAUAUGCGGCAUCCGUUCUAGAGAUUCAUCUUUUGCAAAUGCUUUCUACUAGGUAUGAAUGAACAUCCAAACCACUUUUUCCAUGACAAAAUCUUCGUACGAUAUUUAAUGUAGUUAGGUUCUCGCCUGAGAAACGUACCUAGACACGCACUAAUUCACCAAAAGACAGCCCUUAGUUUCCUUUAGCCAUUCUCUCAAUAAAUGCUUUAAGG